UUUUGUUUAAGUUCUUCAAAAGCUUACAACUUCAAAUCAAAGCCCAAUCAAGUUAACCAAAAAUCAAAGCUUAAAAGAGCUUUUUAAUAGCCAAGUCAAAAAAAUCAAAGCCAUUUGAAUUGUUUACGUUUUGGAAUUUUAUGUUUAACAUUAAAUCUAUUCCCCGAAAACAAGAAUAUUAAAUAUAGUAAACAAAAAACGGGAAUGCCAGUCGUUUCUGCGAAUCGUUGACCGAAUAAAACACCGCAGCUAGAGCUCUGGAAUCCACAGUUGCUCAAAGCGAAGAACCAAGCUCAAGCUAAACAAUCUAUCUUUGAAGAAUCCUAUCUAGAAGAUGCGUCUGAUCCUGCUUUCUAUCAUUGGCCUUCUGUGCCUGGCCUAUGCCUUGGCUCUAAGUGACAAUGGACACCAUCUGGAGGACCUGCUAGGAGUGGCCCAUCAUGGAGGAAACCACGCAGAAGGUGGAGCUAGACUGGCUCGUGGUUAUGGCAAUUACGGACGCGGCAACUACGGACAUGCUCAUGGACAUCACGGAGGUGGCGGUCAUGGAUACGGACACGGACACUAUGGUCGCUAGUCUGAUGGUAUUACAUAUGUGAU
Messenger RNA from Drosophila eugracilis, 600 nucleotides. Its product is annotated as glycine-rich cell wall structural protein-like. The transcript has a single exon. The coding region runs from base 335 to 577 and encodes 80 amino acids. Lineage: Eukaryota; Metazoa; Arthropoda; Insecta; Diptera; Drosophilidae. The record is from RefSeq and is a predicted model, not a curated record.